AUGGGGGAGGAUGACUCUUCUAACCCUCAUGGCGGUAGCACCACUGCUUCCUCCUUUCCUUCUCAACCAACCAUAGCCGAGUUGAGUGCCCAGGUGGCUCAACUAAUGCAGAUGCAAACUCAGACCUCGAACUUGAUCCUAACCCAGGAUCCUACCAAGACGACCCCGACCUCGACUCAGACGACGACCCCGACCUCGAAUCAGACGACGACCUUGAACCCGAAUCAGACAACGAUUCCGACGACGAUUACCUAUGAAGCUUCCGCUGCACAGAUUGGCAUAAAGUUGGAUGGCACCAACUAUGCCCUAUGGUCCCAAGUUGUAGAGUUGUAUAUCUCCGGCAAAGACAAAUUGGGAUAUAUUAAUGGUGAUCUUCCACAACCUCCUUUGACCGCUCCAACGUUUCCUCGCUGGCGCACCGAGAACUCUAUUGUAAAGGGAUGGCUCAUCAAUUCUCUAGAGCAGAGCUUGAUUGGCAAUUUCAUUCGUUUUCCGACGGCAAAAGCAGUGUGGGAUGCAAUUGCCACAACUUACUAUGAUGGCACUGACACCUCUCAGGUUUAUGAUCUGAAACGACGAGUCUCCCGUAUGCGACAAGCUGACGGCUCUAUUGAAACCUAUUACAAUACUCUCCAAAGCUUAUGGAGAGAAAUUGAUUUCCGUCGUCCAAAUAUGAUGGAGUAUGAAAAUGAUAUCAAGCGGUAUAAUGAUAUUCUACAGGAAGAUCGAGUUUACAUAUUUCUGGAUGGCCUUGAUGAUCGUCUUGAUAAGGCCCGAAGUGAUGUUCUUCACAUGACUCCAUUCCCUACUGUGGACCAAGCUUAUGCCUAUGUUCGCCGUGAAGAUGUUCGACAAGCAGUGAUGAUGGGUUCAUCUGCACCCACUGGCGCUGGCUUAGCGGCGAAGAGUGCGCCUCGAUCAGGUCCCCCUACUCGUGCCGGACAGCCCCAUAAUUCCUCUACUCCAGCCCACCUUCAGAUCCAAUCAUAUGCUACUGCUGCUGGUGCGCCACCUCCUAAAACUAUCCCACCUUCCCGUCCCAAGGCUCCGACUGAUGGAAGUGGUUGCACGCACUGUGGCAAUCCCAAACAUACCCGUGACACCUGUUUUAAGCUGAAUGGUUAUCCUGAUUGGUGGGAGGACCUCCGCGCUCGCAAGCUCAGAGAAACUGCUAGUAAUUCCGGCCGUGCUGCUCUUGUCUCUACCGAACCCCAAUUAGCCUUGUUCCCGCAGGUAGACCCUACUGAUAGUCCUGCGCUUCCGGAUGUCUCAGGUAACUGCGGUUAUGCAUUUCAUACUUCUGAUAUACGAGAUACUACUGGUUGGAUAAUUGAUUCUGGCGCCACUGAUCAUAUGACCUUUGAUCCAAAUGAUUUUUUGCACACCACUACACCCCGCCGCACAAGUAUUGCCAAUGCAAAUGGAGUUACCUAUCCUGUAACAGGGGCCGGCACUGUCGCCCUUUCACCUUCUCUGUCCCUUUCUAAUACUCUCCUCGUUCCAUCUUUGUCCAAUAAAUUACUGUCUGUGAGCCAGGGAACUGAACAACUCAAUUGUUGUGCACUAAUUUAUCCAAAUUUUUGUUUGCUACAGGAUAUUCUCACCAAGGAGAUCAUUGGGCGUGGUACUAAAAGAGGGGGGUUGUACUAUGUGGAGGACUUCAGUAUGGGACGUGCCAAUAGUGUAAAGCAUCCGUCUGAUGACAAGCACAAACAGAUUUGGCUCUGGCACCGACGUUUGGGGCAUCCAUCUUUUGGUUAUAUGAGACACUUAUUGCCCGAGUUGUUUUCUGUAUUUAAAGACUCAGAUUUUAAAUGUGACACUUGCAUUUUAGCCAAGAGUCACAGAGCAUCCUAUCCUUUAAGUAUGAAUAAAAGUAAUAUUCCUUUUGCUUUAAUUCAUUCUGAUGUUUGGGGACCCUCACCUAUUUCUACUCAUUCUGGUAUUCGUUGGUUUGUCACAUUCGUAGAUGAUUGUACACGGAUGACAUGGCUUUAUUUGAUGAAAAAUAAGAAUGAAGUGUUUUCCCUGUUUCAAUCCUUUCACAAACAGAUGGAAACACAGUUCAAUGCUCGAAUACAGAUUCUUCGCUCUGACAACGGUGGAGAAUUUGUAAAUCAUGAUUUUCAGACUUACUUCCAGACACAUGGCAUUAUUCAUGAGACAACUUGUCCCCAGACACCACAACAAAAUGGUGUUGCCGAACGGAAGAAUCGUCAUCUCCUUGAAACUGCCCGUGCUCUUCUCAUUGGUGGCCAUGUUCCUCGUCAUCAUUGGGAUGAUGCUGUCAUCACUGCUGUCCACCUUAUCAACCGCAUGCCAUCUGGGGUCUUGAACUUCAAAACUCCAUUACAAGUGCUGGCGCAACAUGGGCCUCUACCCUCUGUUUUGGUGCUUACCCCUCGCAUUUUUGGCUGUGUGGCCUUCGUUCAUCUCCACAAAAAUCAACGAAGCAAACUUGAUCCAUGUGCGCUUCGUUGUGUUUUUUGGGUUAUGCCACUCAUCAGAAAGGCUACCGAUGUUAUCACCCUCAGACCCGUCGAACCUAUGUCACUUUGGAUGUCACUUUUCUAG
Messenger RNA from Prunus armeniaca (apricot), 2574 nucleotides. NCBI's taxonomy places the organism in Eukaryota, Viridiplantae, Streptophyta, Magnoliopsida, Rosales, Rosaceae. The record is from the annotation of a GenBank genome assembly.